Molecule: messenger RNA, 738 nt
Organism: Saccharomyces paradoxus
Lineage: Eukaryota; Fungi; Ascomycota; Saccharomycetes; Saccharomycetales; Saccharomycetaceae
Gene: USE1
Product: SNAP receptor USE1
Exons: 1
Coding region: 1-738 (245 amino acids)
Biological process (GO): retrograde vesicle-mediated transport, Golgi to endoplasmic reticulum
Cellular component (GO): endoplasmic reticulum; SNARE complex
Molecular function (GO): SNAP receptor activity
Source: RefSeq, a predicted model, not a curated record
AUGACUGAAGUUUCCAAUGACCCGUUUCUGGCCUACGUUUUGAAUAGCAAACAGUUAACUAAUUUGGAUCGUCUACGAAAGAAAGCAGUUACAAAACAACUGGAAUUCAGUGCCGACAAUAAGAACCCUGAGGAGUUUUUGAGGUAUCAACAUAUGUAUCAAAGAGAAGCAUUUGAAUAUCUACAAACAAAACAUGAUUCUCACAAAAUAAUGGAAUCUCAGUACGAGCUCUAUCAGAGAAGUUCAAAGACAAGAAGAUACAGUAUCGAUUUAGAUUCUGUAGGCACAGCAGAUACGGAACCACAAACAGGAAAUUCAAAUGAGGACUUUCUUGAUAGGAAUGAAGAUAACGAAGCUGUUAUGGAGCUGAGAAAAAGGUUGUUAGGGAAGCCGCAGAACAAGGGCUUAGGACAUGAGCCCACAAAAUCAGUCGAUAGGCAAAUUGAAGAUCAAGACACGUUGCAACAGGAUUUGAUUCAGGAUAUGAGCAAGCUUGUAGGCAGUUUGAAACAGGGAGCUGUGGCAUUCCAAUCAGCACUUGAUGAAGAUAAGCAAGUUCUUGGAGCUGCGGAGAUAGGUAUUCAAGUUGCCUCUCAAGGUUUAAUGGAUGUUAGCGGUAAAUUGAGAAAAUAUGACAAAAGCAAAUUGAGUUACCUGUUUUAUAUCACUGUUUUCAUUUUUAUGAUUCUCGGCCUGGUGUUUACAUUUAUUAUAAUCCAGCUAUUUCCAGCACUAUAA